UUAACCCUUUUGAAAUACGCAGAAUCUCUUUCUCUCCCCGCGUCACAUGUAUUCUUCCACUGUUGAAAAGGACUUUGAACUCCACGAUUGAAAUACCAGUCAGGGAGCUAUCGUUUGAAAUCUUCGACUCGGCGAACGUUUGUAAACUUUUAAGCAGCACCGCGCGGUACACGCUGUAUCAGGGCUCUCUUUGCAGAGGUCUUUCCAUGUCAUCCUAAUCUCCGUGCAUAUAAAACAUCUCUGAGCAAUAAGAGAUUAAUCGUGUAUUCCGUCGAACUCCCAAGCGGCGCCAAAAAAAAAAGUAAGCGCGAAGUAACGUAUCUAAUAAGCAAAUUUACGGCGCUAAUAAAUCUCCAUUUUAUCCCGCGUCUCCAUCCUCCACGUCACGCGAGAAAAGCCCAGGCUCUCUUCGAUUUAGCGCGCGUAUCGUGCGCAGGAAUUUCGGCGCGGCGCGUCGAAUGAAAUUAAGGAACGCCUCCUUCUUCUUUUUUCUUAGCGCGCUAUCCGCAUACUUGCGUCGCGUCAGCGUGAUUUCCUAGUGCGUGUAAAUACGUUCCGGAUCCCGUGGACUCUGGCUCCUCUCGUACUGUGACGCGUGUAUACCGAAACCCGGAUGGAUGGACAAAGUGGGGGCGCUUGGAGGCGCGUGGUCGCCACUGGACGCGCGAGGCAACAUAAAACGAAGCGGCAAACGAGAUCGAGACUCAGUAUACACGAGACGAUCGAUCGCAGCACGAUCCCGUGAACGAGAACGAGAUUGGGGCUUGUUAUUGAUUGUUUGACAACAAUCGUGACGGCGGCAAUUGCACCGGUAACUGCACGUGUGAUCGCACACCUGCCGGCGUGAAGCGAGUGUCGCGACGUGAAGAACGGAAGGAAAGCGGAAAAGGGGAGCAUCAUGAUGAUGAUCAGCGGGACUUCUAUCGUGAAGGUCACUACCUGCAUUCUGCUUGGAUGCUGCAUGACGAUGCGAGUCGCCGGAUCGGCGAUACCGAUGUGGGAAUUUCUCUCGAGAGACGAGAAAAUGAGUCACCUGUACGGACUAUUCAGCAAACAAGUGGCACGGUUUUGCGCCGAUUCCUCGAGGCCGGACUGCAAUAAGAACCUGCUCGUAACCGGCAUACGGAGCCUCGCCAGCAUGGACGAAAACGUCCUCGACAAGCUGGACCCGUAUCAACGCGGCGCGAAGGAAAUGAUUUGGCACGCCAUGGUGGGAAGCAACAGAUUUGCAUCGAGAAUCAGCCAUGAAAACGAUGAUGACUCUUACUUCACGACCGACUUAUCAGCGAGCAGCGGUAGCGAGACGAACGGCCUCGACGAGGAGGAUAACGUAGCUAGCGGAGAUUACAUUCAAUCAUCAGAGACGAGCGGGCCAUAUCUGGCGGGACCGAUGGUGAUACGAGUCUACCCGGACGGCCGACCGGUUCCGGAGGACCAGAAGCGCCCUUUGCCGAGGGACGAGGACGCGGACGAGUUGAAAUAUUCUCGCUUGCCGUCUAUCGAGGAGAUCGAAGCUAAGAGCGGCAGCAUGUUCUACGGGAAAGGCACGUACGAGCCGUCAACGGCCAAGAGGAGGAUGGCCUUUGUCGCCGACGACAAGAACUAUCGGCGACGGGAAGCGAUACGUUUUCGCGGCCGUCCACUGCCCUACGAAAGGGCGGUGUUCCAGGGCACGUUGAACGAACGCAGAGUGCGUUAUUACUGAGGAGUUAUCGCUCGUGUCUGCUCUUCUACCUGAUACCUUCUUGCGGAGUGGCUCGUCCGGUUACACCGCCUAGUGAUGAUGAGAUUUUUCGAAAAAUAAAAUUGCCGUCGAGAUCCCGCGGAGAGAUGUGGAUGACAGCAACGGUGCCUGUUGCAGUCUCAGACGAUACGUGAAAAGAACGCGGGGGAAAGUUGAAGAUACAAGCGGUACCAGUCGCGGUCGCGUCGUGGACGACUUAAUAAUAAUCAGCUGUAAUUACUAAUUCAUUGCGCAUUCUAAUUUAUCUGAUAUCGUCGUUGCGGUAAGUACGAAAGGGAAAUCGUCGUACACCAUUUUUCGGAAUCUCCGCGCUGUUGGGUAUUUGUCGUUGGAAUUAAAGAUGCAGAACGUGAUUGCAGAACUUCGUCUGAGACAUAUCACAAUUUAUGUAAACCGCGUAAAUCGGAAGAAUUUUGCGAAGCCGUCAAUUCUUCCGACUCGCAUAAAUUGGAAGCUUGACGAUUGGUCGGUAAUUAGAUUCCUAAGAUAUGAGCGCCAGGAAAAAUACAUGUACAUAUUCGUACGCUGUCUCAGUAACACACGCGUAAUCCGACCAUGAAUAUCAUUCGAGUACCAUUUAUUUAACUUCAUUCAUUUAUUAUAGUAUUUAUUUAAUACUCAAUGUGAUUGUCAUGACUCAUGCAGAAGAAUUUCAUAAUGAAAUUUAGACCUCGAAACCGUUAGCGCAAAAAAUCACGCAUAUACUGUUCAAAUCUAUUCUGCAAUUUUUCAACAAAACAGCGAUUUUAUCAUUAUAGUUCUCUUAUAUGUUUCUAUAAUUUUAAGGCUCAUUAUGCAUUAUGUUUUUUUUUUUUUUAUAUGUGUGCGCCAUCAUGUCGCAUAAAGGAACCAGUGUACCUCGCUGAAAAAUACCGCGUUUUGCAUAUAAAACAUGUUAUUAUUUCACUAAAUCAUUGAAUAUUAUGUAAAUUAUUCGUUUUAACGUGCAACAAUAACUAAUUUACUAAAAAAUUGUUCUUGACAAUUUUCAUAAUAAUUAAUUGCACAAGUAAUUUGUAUUAAAAUAACUGUAAUAAAAUGACAUCUAUUGAAUAUUCAACAAAUAAUAACAUGUUUAAAAAAAUCUACAUUACGCAUUUACGUGACGAUUACGAUUGAUUAUUAUAUCUAUACGUACUCAUUUUCGUUUUGUAAAUACGUGAGAUAUUUGCCACUAUUAACUUUAAGUACAUGUCAAUAAGAUAGAACUAAAGUGUGAUAAAAUAUAAAACGCGUAAUAUAUUCGAAGAGCAAGAUUAAUGAGAUUACAAUGUGAUAAAUUAAAAUUAACGCGAUGCGUAUAGCAUAUGCGUAUAGCAUAUGUAUAAAUAUCCACAUUUGUAAUGUAUGCAUAUACACACACAUACACAUGCAAACACUUAUUACAAAAAAUUUAAUAUGAUAAAAAACUUCUUCAUAAUUGAUUCAAGAUGAUAAAUUUUUCUGUUACAAUGUUUAGCUUUUAAUGUGUGUGUGCUGCUAGUUUAAACAUUUUACAUUUUCCAUUUCAAAAUUAUUACUUUUUUGCAUAUUAUUUUAUUAAUGCGUUAAUAGAUUUCUAUUUAAAUCCAUUUCUGAUCCAAAUUCCAAAAAUUUUGUUUCUUAUAUUUUCAAAUAAAUUUUUCAGAUGAAUGUUUCAGAUUAAUAUCAGAUAAUCGAACAUCUAUUAUUUUUCUUUUUUAUUUCUACUUUUCUUUAGUUUAUAUUACAAAAUAUGUGGUAUAUUUUUUUGACAAAUGUAUGUAUGGUGUGUGUCAUUUAUAUGAUUACAUAUACACGAAUAAAGAAGACAUGUAUAUGAAUACAUGGCGAAUAUAGAUUUAAUGUUCGUAAUAUUAUUUUAAAUCUUGCGGUGAUAAUAUUCUAUACAGCAAAUAUUGUAUUAAAAAAAUAGUGAUCGAAUACGCAUUAAAAUAAGUAAGGUAACUAGAGAGAAAGGAAUUGUAUUUCAUUGUAUUAUCUUUUUACUUUUUACAGUUGUAUGAAAACUUGUAUACUGAUAUAUCGGUUGAAUAUAUAUUAUAAUAUUAAUAGAUACAUAUUGCGAUUUAUAUAUUAUGUUUUAAUUUAGCAAUUUGUUCAAUAUGGUCAAGAUUUGUAUGACACACAAAAAACAAUAAUGCAAUAUAAAAGAUAUUCAAUAAAGUACGUUAUAAAGAUUAUGAAUA
This is a messenger RNA of Solenopsis invicta (red fire ant), 3912 nucleotides long. RefSeq names its product rhythmically expressed gene 5 protein (gene Reg-5). Lineage: Eukaryota; Metazoa; Arthropoda; Insecta; Hymenoptera; Formicidae. The coding region runs from base 899 to 1705 and encodes 268 amino acids. The record is from RefSeq and is a predicted model, not a curated record. The transcript has 4 exons.